Molecule: messenger RNA, 993 nt
Organism: Lactuca saligna
Lineage: Eukaryota; Viridiplantae; Streptophyta; Magnoliopsida; Asterales; Asteraceae
Source: the annotation of a GenBank genome assembly
GAAAAAUCAAAAAUAGAACUUCAACCAUGUGUAAAUCGUGUAAUUUUCUCUUUUAUAUUUAAGGUUGUAUGAAAUAGAGCAAACAUAAUUCCCAAUCUCCCCCUCCUACCGUAACACCUUCCCAUUUUGAAAUACAACCCUCCUCCACGGCUCGACUGCUAACCCCAGUUUCCUCGCUACUGAACUGGAAUUUGUUGCUCCAAAUUGCGUCACAUUCUUCGUUUGUGAGUUGAGGACCGUGAUUCCAACUCUGGUGUUCGUAGCGGAUUUGUCGAUUCUCACGUAUAUCUUUAGAUUUUAGAAACACAAAUUGAUUGUUCUCUUUCUCCCUCGUGUUACUUCCCAGAGUAAAGAGCCAUGAAUGCCCCUGAUCGUUAUGAGCGCUUUGUGGUUCCUGAAGGCACAAAGAAGGUUUCCUAUGAAAGGGACACAAAGAUCAUAAAUGCAGCUUCCUUCACUAUAGAAAGAGAAGAUCAUACUAUUGGAAACAUCGUUCGCAUGCAGCUGCAUAGGGAUGGGAAUGUUCUGUUUGCUGGUUACAAGCUUCCUCACCCUCUUCAGUACAAAAUCAUUGUUCGGGUUCACACAAGUAGCCAGUCUUCACCAAUGCAGGCUUAUAAUCUAGCCAUCAAUGAUCUGGACAAAGAACUUGAUCAUCUGAAGGCUGCAUUUGAGGCGGAGGUUGCAAGGGUUUCUGGGGAGUACUAAUUGGGUUGAUGGCAUAUAAGCUAUCUUAUUUUGGUAUGUUACUUUGAUGUUAACUGCAAGAAAUUGGUGUUUUUCUUUUGUCAAUUUGCCCUAUGUAGGAUGUAAGUCAGAAAGUGGUAUUGUUUUGGUGUCAAUAGUGAAUGCCUUUAUGUGCAAAAAGUUUAAAACUUGUAACUUUUCCUUUUGAUCUAUUGAUGCCAAUAUGUGCUUUAAAGGAUGUGUUUGUUACAUGGGAUGCAACUAAGCUUUCUAGGGCUACAUUUAGUGAUAAUUUGCAUAGGUGAU